CUGGUAUUUCCGGUGACGUCACGGCGCAGUGCCGGGUUCACGGGGACUACCGACCAUUUGUCCACUUCCAUGUUGUAAAAAAAAAAAAAAGAGAUUUUCCUUCCCUUUCUGACGCCUUCCAGCUCCGGAAAAUUCCAGGAUCGGUCCCGGAUUGCGUCUCCUAGCUCCCGAUCGUGUGGUCCAGGCGACUGGGACGGAAAAAGGGUAUUGUCUAAGGAGUACAGAGAAACACCACAAGGAGCUGAACAGCAAAACCUUCGCUGCUGCAAUCUUCACAUGCUGCCCAUUUGACAACCCUGCCAGUAACGGCGUGAACACCUCGCUGAAGUUGGUUGUGUCUGUCUGCUGAGUUGGUGUUGGUUCUGCCCACCUGUCACAGCCAAACAUUCGCCUGGUUCUUUCCACACACAGUCUUUGGUCGUAAUGUGGACGCAGUAAAGCCAGGGAUUGGAGUACAGCAGCCAUGGAUGCCUUGACAGUGGUGACCCCCCGAGCAUGCUCCACUCAUCACUAGUGCUUACCGACUGGGUUGCCUUACAUGUACAUCUCCACAUCAUGCUGCGCUGCGCAAUCUGCCUCUGAACCCGCUCAUAGUUAGGAAACACACACAGAGUUGCCCUUGACCACAAGUCACAAUGGAGAAAGCCGAGUCACCUUCUCUGUCUGUGAGUGUGACCUCCGACCCAGAGGUCGCGGUGGACCAGACCAUUAUCCCCGGGGAGGGGGAGACAGCUGAGACUCCGAGUGACCAACCCAGCUCCAGACAAGGUUCCCUGUCCCGAGAGAGCAGCCAAGAGGGUGCUACCACGCCAAAGGAUGGAUCACAAAUCCAAGUGCUAGUGGAGGAGCACCACGAUGGGGACGAUGAGUGGGAGGAGCCGGGAGGGCGUCGCUACGAGAAGCCGUCGUCGGGCAGGGCCGAUCACCGUGGCGACGGCGUUGCUAGGAUGUCGUCCUCGGAGAGAGGGAGGGGGAAGGGCAAGGCUCACCCAAAGAUCAAGCUGUUGGUGAGAAGUCGGGCCGUCCACGAUGACACCUCACCCCCCGCGACCCCUGACCCUCCCACAGUUGAACAGAAACAGUCGCCUACCAAGGAGCUGAAGUCCCAGGAGAGUGGAGACAGUGCCUGUAGCGGGCUCACCACGCCCAGAAGUACAGCCAGCCUUUCAAGAGAUUCCAGUCAAGAUAAGGAGUACACAGAUUUUACAGGCGUGGACCUGCAGCAGUUUAUUGUAGAUACUCUCAAAAAUAACCCUAGAGAUAGAAUGAUGCUUUUGAAGCUAGAGAAAGACUGUAUAGAAUUAAUAAACGAGGAGAAGACACACCAGAAAACAUUUCCACCAAUGACGUCGUACCAUAGAAUGUUAGUGCACAGAGUCGCUGCUUAUUUUGGCAUGGACCACAACGUGGACUCGACGGGGAAGGCUGUUAUCAUUAACAAGACGUGUAAUACUAGAAUACCAGACCUGAAAUUUAGUGAACACAUAAAGGACAACAGUAGAGGAGAAGAGCCACAGAGAAGACAGAUUCUACAGAGGGACAGAGAGAGCAGCUCAGAAAAGGAGGAGAUUUCGAAAGACAGAAUACCGGCCCUGCGGGAAGACAAGAAGAGCAAGUCAAUAGAGGAAAGAGAGGAGGAGUAUGAAAAGGCUCGUGCAAGGAUUUUCAACCAAGAUUCAACAUCUUCUGUAGACACAGACUCAGGCUUCAGCCGGUCGAGCCGACAGAGCAGUCAGGAGGACACGCCUCGUUGGCAUGACUACGGACGGCCCUGGAGCAGCACCGACUCCGACACCAGCACCAACCGCAUCCAGAGGCCAACCGUCACGAAAGCCAGCAGCUUCGGGGGAACCCCCAUGUUAGCACGGGGAGACAGUGGGGACAGGAGCGGCAGAGGCAGCGGGAAGCUGUCCAAACAAGGGUCGGAUGCCAGUGGCUCUAUAGCGAGGAGUCAGACGUUGGGCAAGUCACCUGGUCAGGUAAGUUAUCCCACGUCUGUUAGCACAACACAAGUCACCUGGUCAGGAGGGAGUGAAGCGAGUUCUGUCCCCAGUUUCUCUGGAACAGGAACGGGUACGGGAGUACUGUGGGCCGUGUCAGACAUCUCACAGAUCCCGCCGGGUAGUGUGCUCAUCAACCCACAGACUGGUCAGCCCUUCGUGAAUGCGGACGGGUCUCCCGUGAUAUUCCAGCCGCAGAUGGUUGCCCAGCAACAGCCAAUGAGAGGCCAGCAGCAGCCGCAGGCUCAGGCGCAGCAGCAGAUGUCGACGCAGCCCUCACCGCAGCAGCCGAUCAUCUACACGUCGUAUGUGCCGCAGCAACAACAGAUGGUGCAGGGGCAGGGGCAGUACGUGGUGGGGGAGGAGUCCCAAGGUCAGUUGGGAGACAUGACCCCACAGUUCCAGCAGCUGAACAUCAGCAGGCAGUCUUCGGGGGACAGCGCAGUCGAGCUGUCAUCGCCACAGCAGGGACAGCAUCCCAUGUACGCUGCCCAGGGCCAGUUCCUGACAUCCCCGGUGCAGCCGCCGGCCCCCUACCAGCACAGUCAGGCACAGCAGGUCAUGGGUCAACAGCCGUUUGUACAGGGGGGCAUGCAACAGCCCACUGGAGACGGUGGCUACAUAGUGUACUGCCCAGUGCAGGUGGGGUACCCUGCCCCCCAGCCCGCUUACAUGGGCUCAGACCCACAGUUUGGGGACCAACAGCAAUACAUAGGGUCCGAACCAGGCCCCAAUCAGGUUCCUGUGUACUUUCUGCCCCCAAACCAGCUUCCGCAGGGUUUCCGAGCCGUGGUCCCCAUGUACGUGGCACCGGCACAGCAGCAGCAGCAGCAACAGGCGUCUGGACAGCAGGUCCCACUUCCAUCGGGGCAGUACAGUCAGCAGCAGCACACCCUUCUGUCCCCACAGCAGGUCCCCCAGUACCCGUCCUACCAGAUCCCCACCAUACAGACCCCCCAGGGGGUGACUGCCCCGGGGCAGGGGUUCCAGCCCGUGGGGGUGGGGCAGGGGCAGCAAGGCAUGCAGCAACAGGUUCCAAUGCAGUCGUACUACAUGGUUCCCUGCUCAGGCACGGCUCCAGCUGUGGUGGCGUACCCCUCCCCCUCCGACCAGUCACAGAUGGGACGGCCCCCCUCACCCUCACAGGGACAGCAGGUGAUGUCGGGUCAGUACGUGACAUUUGCGUACUCGCAGCAGCGCGCGCCGUCUCCCCAGAUGCACCAAUCACAGGCCUACAACGUGCAAUCUCCGCCCACCUCCCCGCAAACCUUCUCCUCGGGAAGCUACGCCAGCAGAUCCACCCAGCAGAGGCCCGCGCCAACUGUACAGAUAUCAGGGACGUCCUCACCACCCCCACAGCACCACAGUGGGAGGAUGUCCAGCAGAGCGUCACAGCCGUUCUCACAACAACAGCAGCAGCGUAAGUCGUACGAUGGGAGAAUGCCCAAGUCCGAUCUCUACCAACAGAACCACCAGGGAGGUUCUCCCCGCCCCUCCCCCUCCCAGUCACCACAGGCAGCACAUGCCAGCCCUGUUAGAACUGGGAUUAUAAUACCUCCUGCACAGUUCGGCAGACCUCUUAUACAGGGCCAAUCAUUCCCCGCACCUGUGCUUGCCCAGCCCCUCCAGUUCGCCCCCCAAGUCCGCCCCAAAGUGGUAUAUCCCCAGCAGCAGCAGCAGUCUUCACAGCAGGGUGGGGCUCAACCAUCGCAGCAGCAGGGGGGGAAGGGUUCCAAACAGCAGCAGAGAAAAGGCCCCAAGAAGGCCCGCUCUGCAGAAGUGCCCACGGAGUCAGAACAAGGUCCCCGAAGGCCCCAGAGGUUCAGUCGUGAAUACGAAGACUAUUAUGACAAGAAGAAAAUCCCAAAGGUGCUGAGCCAUGUGUUGGAAGUGUUCGACCUGCCGGAGGGUCUGAAGAGACACGAAACGGAGUCACUCUUCAAGGACCUCACCAAGGUCGGCGGCAAGAUUCGCUGGCUCCAGGAGUCACGCCAGGGGGGAGGGGGUCGGCGCGGCGGCGAGGGGGGCGGGAAAAGCUCGGACUUGGUGUCAGACUAUAUUGUUCUCGCCGUCUUCACGACCAAAUCGGCCGCGCAGAACACUCUAAAGACCGUCAGUAGCGAACACUUCAAGUUGAGACCACCGCAGAAACAGUACGAUAUUCGACUCCUGGAACGCUCCAGUACCACAUAGAUAAUUAUGGUAUUUUUGUAGCCACACACGUACAUUGUGUAGUUCUAGCGUUCAGUCACGUGACUAACUAACUAGGUUGCCUCUCUAAAUGCGUGGGCAGAGCGUACUGCGCCUACGAAAAACCUGUAAGGUAACGUGUACAGCACUUCUACGUAUUGUAUAAGGUUGUGUCUUUAAGGGUAACUCUGUCUGUAGUCUUCAAAUGUUGUGUCGGAAAAGAUAUCCGAUGCAACGUUGCCCAAACACCUAUAACGAAAACCGUAAAAAAAAACAGGUUUCGCGUAGGCGCAGUACGUUCUGCCGACGUGCUCUCUCCUCUCUCUCUAUUGGUACUGUUACGGUAGUGUUGCCUUUAACUCUCUGAUGUUCUCUGAUGUCUGUUUGUCGGGUAAAAGACAAAGUUUCCAACGUCCCAUGCUCGGAGCCACCAGCCAUACGCCUCUCACCACGUAAACGUUGUCGGUAAUAUGAUAUGUGAACGUGCACUGUCGUCGUAGUCUAGGAGAUGAGCAAAAAAGA
Messenger RNA from Branchiostoma belcheri (Belcher's lancelet), 4712 nucleotides. Its product is annotated as cAMP-regulated phosphoprotein 21-like. The transcript is spliced from 31 exons. The coding region runs from base 636 to 4193 and encodes 1185 amino acids. The record is from RefSeq and is a predicted model, not a curated record. Gene Ontology annotation, molecular function: nucleic acid binding. Lineage: Eukaryota; Metazoa; Chordata; Leptocardii; Amphioxiformes; Branchiostomatidae.